AAAAAUGAUUCAUAUAGGCUUUCUCCGCCAGAUGUCAUUUUGCACUUGAAAUAUACGUUGUGGAAUAAACUUACAUGUAGAUUACGGAGAUACACACAAAUGAUUGGAUGGUCGUAUUUCUGGACAAUUUGCAGUUAUCUAUCAAUUUGUUAGAUCGAGGCUUCGUUCGUUUAACUCGAAACAAUUAUUUUAAUUUCCGGAGAGAAAGAUGUGGGAAAGUUUGGUUUUUAUCCCGUUGCUAGUAGUGACAUUUGUACCGGAAACCUUUCAAGCUUGUACGAGGCCAUCGACAGGUGACAAUGUGGUGCUCAGUGCCGAGUUGGACAGCUACUAUGAUUACUAUUAUCUUGAGAUAUCAUGUGAUGAUGGUUACACACAAUCGGGGGCGUCAUACAGUUACUGUUACCCCAGCACGGGAUGGGAUCCCGACCCGUCACUAGUGGAAUGCCAGGCAUCCUGCUCGUUGCCCAAAGUCGAUUCUGACGUCAUAGUGGAACCAGAGGAGACGACCUACUCGAUUGGCGAGAAGGUCACCUUUUCGUGUACCUCCGGUACCCUAACCGGUUCAUUCGAGGGUACCUGUGGGACUAAUGCUACGUGGAUCAUAGAAACCAACCCAUCAUGUCUAGAUGGUUGCUUGGCCCCCGAAAGCUCGAACGGAACGGGUACAUACGAACACACGAGCACAACGACGUUUGCGUGUGACACAGGCUAUCAGCUAUCCACUGGUGACUUCACAAUAGAAGCAAUUUGUGACGAUGGUUCCUGGAGCCCGGAUGUUGAGUGCACGAGUAGUGGUUGCCUGCCCCCGACAGUGCCGACCAAUGUGAUGUAUGCACCGGAAGAAUCGACGUAUGAUGAAAACUCCAUGAUUGUACUAUCAUGCGAAGGGGAAACCACGCCCUUUGGGCCGGAGUACUCUUACUGUAAUUCAUCAAAAGAAUGGGAACCUAGUCCCCUCCUACUUAAUUGCUAUGAUAAAUGCGAAGUGCCUUCGUUUUCGGACUCGGAUGUGAUCGUGACCUCUGACUUCACGGGUUCAUCUGACGAGUCGUACUACGAUCACACGGAUACGGUAAGGUUCUCUUGUGCAGGGGGUCUCUUCGUGGAUGGGCCUUGGAAGGCAAGCUGCCGGAAUGGGGCGUGGUCAACCAACUUUGGAGGGGAUUCCCCAACGUGUAGGGCCAACUGCACAGCCCCAUCGAAUACGUUGAUUGAUGGGCAAAUGUUUAAGCAUGGUCACGGCGAGGUGAUUGAAUGCGUAGACGAACCAGGAAUGGUCAGGCUAGGAGGUCCCAAGGCUUUCUGCAUCGAUGGAUCUUGGAAACCAAAUGUCCUCUGUAAAUAUAAAACUGAACUCUGAAGACCAAUUCUACGAUGGCAAGAUCAGUUGAAUCAGCCGAGAGUUCCGGCCGAAAUGAGAAUAUAAUAUCACAUAGAUUAACACAUCCAUAUACAAAACCUUGCUCGAUGACUCUAGGACUGCAUGGGUUGUUGAUGGAAACUUACAGCAAAUAUUUAAAAUAAAUGUUUUGGUUGACGGACAGAACAGAAUUCGGUCAUUGUUUACUGCAUAUUCAAUUCUAAAUUUUCUGUCUGACUAAACAUGUUCUUAGAAGCUUACUGUGAUAUUUUGAUUGACGCGAAAUAGAAUGCAAAUUAACCUAAAGAGAAGAAGAAAAAAAAAUCUGUUGCUGGCUUUAAACAAUUCUAACCCUUGUUUGGAUAAACAUAAUUUUAUGCCUGGUGUUUAUAGUAUUACAAAAUCCAAUUUCAAUUUCUUCAUUGAAGCUUACUACAUUUAUAUGUGAUGUUUUCAUUGACGGAAUAAAAUGCAAUUUGACCUAAAAAGAAAGAUAACAAAUCUGCUGAUUGAUUGAUUUUUUUUUAUUCGACAAGCUUCCAACAUACAGCAAUAUACAAUAAUAACAGAUAAAAAAAUAAGUCAGCUUGAACAGGACAGCCCACGAAAGCUCGAGAGCCUAUUUCCAUGGGGGUCCCCACUGAUGCUGAUUUCUUAUACAAUUCUAUUUUUUGAUUGGAUAAACCUAUAGUUUGAUAUGAUAUGUACCUAUAGCGUGAAAUAUUCGAAAGUUAUUUUUUGGAAUUCACUCUUAUACUGUAUAAGAAAAGGAAUUACCAAUACUGUUUUUGUAUGUGCAUUAACUUAUUCGUCUUACCAGCCGAACCAAGUCGCGUUUUCCAAACUAAAUCAUUGAUAUUGUCAUCUUAUCAUUCUGUGUUAUGACCAAUUCCAAGAGUUCCGAAAUGCCAUUCGCAGAUAAUUUCAAUUGAGAAAAAACAAAUAUUGCCGACAGUUUCAUAAAGAUCUACAAAAUAAUUAAUGAUAAUGGUUACUAACUAUAUCACCAUUCAUCAAAUUCACAAAGUAAUGAAUGUUAGAAAGAUUUGUUAUGGAUUUACCAAAAUAUUUGAUACUGUGUAUAUGCCAUUUCGUAUCAACAAUAUAAAAUUCAAUAUUUCAUAAACCCAUGAAUAAUUGAUAUGAAACCCAAAUGUUGUAAAAGUACCUCAUAAUUAUUAGUCAAUAUAUCAUAUAAUUAAUUUGUAGAUUUCGAUUAAAAUGUAUGUAAUAUUCUUUAUUCAAAUUUAAACAUUCUUAGGAAAUGUCAUUCCUUAACGCUUGGAAUUGACUGGCCUUAAAUCGAUUACAAUGAGCCAUGAGUAUUGUAAUAAAUUGUAGAAUUCUCCUA
Molecule: messenger RNA, 2714 nt
Organism: Strongylocentrotus purpuratus (purple sea urchin)
Lineage: Eukaryota; Metazoa; Echinodermata; Echinoidea; Camarodonta; Strongylocentrotidae
Product: complement factor H
Exons: 8
Coding region: 209-1363 (384 amino acids)
Source: RefSeq, a predicted model, not a curated record